This is a messenger RNA of Plasmodium cynomolgi strain B, 525 nucleotides long. RefSeq lists its product as hypothetical. Lineage: Eukaryota; Apicomplexa; Aconoidasida; Haemosporida; Plasmodiidae. The transcript has 4 exons. The record is from RefSeq and is a predicted model, not a curated record. The coding region runs from base 1 to 525 and encodes 174 amino acids.
AUGCGCCCAUUCUGCUGCGCACACGUGGCGCGCCCCGCUGUGCAGAGCGCCAGAAUUGUAGACCUCUUUAAUUUAAAGAAAAAGGACAAGGACUACGUCGACAAGCAGGACCUAAUAGUAAUACUGAAAUCGCUUGGGUUUAAAAUAUGCUACGAAAUAUUCGAAGACAGCAAAAACUGCUACAGCUUUGAGGAGCUGAGCGAUUACGUUCUCAAAUUUGAGAGCAACUACUACGCGAAGGAGAAGGUGGAAAAGUGCAUUAGCUUCUUGAACCCACAGAGCGAAACGAUAAGCAAAAGUUCGCUAAAGACUCUCCUGUGUGAAUAUGGGAACAAGUUCACCGAAAGCGAGUUCAAAAAAUUCUUAGUUGACGUUCCGGUAAUGCCCACUUUGUCCUACCAAUUUUACAAAAUUUACAAAAAAAUAUUAUUAAAGGAGAUGCUUAUCCAACUACGUCGAGUACUGAUCACCCUGCCCAACGAGGAGCAGCACCACCAAAGUGGGGAGCGAAUGAUGAUCAGGUAA